UUCAACUAGUUUGGUUUCUCCAAAAGCUCAGUGUAUUCCUCUGUAAAAAAGCUAUGCCUUUACUUCUCUCUCUCUCGUCUUUCCUAAUUGGGCCCCUCAUCAGGACUCAUCACUAGUGACUGUAUUGUCAGCUGAUAUUAAUACUUAGUGCUUCACUGGCUAAACCCACCAUCAAAACCAGUCUCUGGUCUCUCUACCGCUAAGCUUGGCUAUACCUACUCUCACUCUCUCUCUCUCUCUCUCUCUCUCUGAGUGUGAUUUCCUCAAACAACUGAUCUCUUCUAAUUUCUUGCUUUGUUUCUUUACCACCCACUAGCUCCACCAGUUCCCUUCCCCUUCUUGCUAACAUAAUCAAUUAUUCUUGUUUGUUCAUAAACUAAUCUACACUUCACCAUUUUCAUUUGAUUAAGCUUCUCCCCUACCCCUCAACCCAACCCCCCCCCCCCCCCCCGCCCCGCCCAAAAAAAAAAAAAAAAGCCAAAGAAAGACUGUUUUUCUUUUGCAGCUUCUUUGUGACUGGAAAAUGGGAAAAUGGAAGGUGCAGUUGGCGACGGUGCGUGAGCAUGAACUAGCUAUACACCAAGAUAUAUUCUCCAAGGGAAGUUCAUCCUCUUAUUGUCUUCUUUCUUUAUGAUCUUCUCUACUUUAUAGCUAUUUCUCGACCGAUUAAUUUCUUUUUUGUUGAUCAUCCUUCUUGGGAGUCUUUGAUGAGUGCAUGGUGACCACCUUUACUCCCUCUCCCUCCCUCCUUCCCUCUGUCUAUCUAUCUAUCUGUUUCAAAUUAAUGAAAGAGGAACACUAGCACUAUUUGCUAGCUAGGUACUACAACUGGUAUAUACAUAUUUAGGGAGAUAUAUGUAUAUUCAAAGUGGAUGUGGCUCAAGAGUGAUCAAGAUCCUUUUAAUUAAUUGCUAUACUACGUUCUUUAAUCAAAAGGAUUAAUUAUAUAUUGGCCCCAUAUUCAAACCCUCCAAUUCUCUUUCUCUCUCUCUUGUUCCUUCUCUUUUGGUCUCCAAUUACCAAACAAACAAGACCCAAAUCAUUAAAAUAAUAGUUAGAGGAAAAAGAGAGAAAGAUCCAUCUGUCUAUUCUAGCUAAAGGAUAGAUUAAUUAAUUAAUUAAUGAUGGAUCAUCUUUCAAGUCAAGAAGGAGAGAUCCCAAUCACAAUCCCAAGCCCAAUCCCGAUCCUAAUAAAUACGUCCUUUGGAAGUGGUGGGCAUGGACACUUGAUCCAUCAUCAUCACCAGCAGCCCCCCCAUGACCCUACAUCAGCAGCAGCAAGAGCACCAGUGCCCCAGAACAACAACAAGCACUCCAAUUUUCUUCCCUCCUCAGCAGUGGUGCCCCAAAAUCAAAUCCCCUCCAACACUAAUGGCUCUAUUCCCAUGCCCACAAGCCUGGAUCAUUCUCAUGAGGAGGAGGUGGAGCAUCAUGUCAACAAUGCAAAUGCAAAUGUUGUGCCCUACAAAUACAGCACUUUUAAUAAUAAGAAAGUUGGGCACAAUGGGGUGAGGUACAAGGAGUGCCUCAAGAACCAUGCAGCAGCCAUGGGAGGGACUGCCACGGAUGGCUGUGGCGAAUUCAUGCCCAGUGGAGAAGAGGGUACCAUUGAAGCCCUCAGUUGCUCUGCCUGCAACUGCCACAGAAACUUCCACAGAAAAGAAGUUGAAGGUGAGCAGCAGCAGCUCUCCUCUUGGGAUCAUAAUUUCCAUCAUACCAUCAACAGGGCGGUUGGAAUUGGGAGCAGGAAAUUCUUAUUAAAUCAUGGAGGAGGAGGAGGAGGAGGAGGAGGACAUCACAAGAGUUUACUAGCACCACCCCAAUACCCCCACCAACCCCAGAUGCUAAUGCCUAACUAUAACAUGGGGAUGGGGAUGCUGGGGAUGCUGGGGUCCAUCCCUUCAGAUCAAUCUGAUGAGCCGGAAGAUCAUCAUCAUCUUCAUCAUGGUGGUGGUGGUGGUGGUGCAGUGGGCAGCAGGUCACCAGUAGGACAGGUAGCAAAGAAAAGGUUCAGGACAAAGUUUACACAGGAGCAGAAGGAAAAAAUGCUAAACUUUGCAGAGAAAGUAGGGUGGAAGAUUCAGAAGCAGGAAGACUCAUUUGUCCAAAACUUCUGCCAAGAGAUUGGGGUCAAGAGAAGGGUUCUCAAGGUUUGGAUGCACAACAACAAACACAAUCUAGCCAACAAGAUCAAACCACCACCCCCUUCCCCACCUGCCCCUUAAUCAUCAAUAUUUAGCUAGUUUCUGCUUAACCCUACCCUUAAAAGUACUCUAUCAUUAUUAUCAUCUUUAAUUUACACUGUCUUUUUUUUCUUCAGUCAUGUUCUCCUUUUUCAUCUCCAAUUUACUUGGGUUUUCUUUAUAUAUGUAAUAUCAUUGGUGUAUCCAUGGUUAUGCAAUGUAGUUUGGGAUAUCUUGGUUUGGCAAUGGGCAGUCAGUUUUGUUGGUAGUUUCAUUAUUUCACCAUGGAAAUAAUGGAUCGAGAGACUGAUCUCUACUUAGAGGUGCAGGUUGCUUCA
Messenger RNA from Pyrus x bretschneideri (Chinese white pear), 2521 nucleotides. RefSeq names its product zinc-finger homeodomain protein 3. Gene Ontology annotation, cellular component: nucleus. The coding region runs from base 1122 to 2225 and encodes 367 amino acids. Gene Ontology annotation, molecular function: DNA-binding transcription factor activity; transcription cis-regulatory region binding. NCBI's taxonomy places the organism in Eukaryota, Viridiplantae, Streptophyta, Magnoliopsida, Rosales, Rosaceae. Gene Ontology annotation, biological process: regulation of DNA-templated transcription; regulation of developmental process. The transcript has a single exon. The record is from RefSeq and is a predicted model, not a curated record.